Cokeromyces recurvatus is the source of this 1143-nucleotide messenger RNA. Its product is annotated as ClpP/crotonase-like domain-containing protein. NCBI's taxonomy places the organism in Eukaryota, Fungi, Mucoromycota, Mucoromycetes, Mucorales, Mucoraceae. Gene Ontology annotation, biological process: L-valine catabolic process. The coding region runs from base 1 to 1143 and encodes 380 amino acids. Gene Ontology annotation, cellular component: mitochondrion. The transcript is spliced from 5 exons. Gene Ontology annotation, molecular function: 3-hydroxyisobutyryl-CoA hydrolase activity. The record is from RefSeq and is a predicted model, not a curated record.
AUGUGGGAAGAAUCAUACAAAGUCAAAAAUAUUAUUAUCAAUGGUAAAGGUAGAGCCUUCUGUGCUGGUGGUGAUGUAAAAGAUGUUAUUGAAAUGGUAAAAGAUCCAAGCAAACACGAAAGGCUGGCUCAUCAAAUAGAUACAGAAUAUAAUAUGAUUCAUUUUAUGGGCACUAUGAAAACACCCUAUAUAGCAAUUAUGGAUGGAAUUACAAUGGGUGCAGGUGGUGGAAUAGUAUGCCCUGCCCCUUUUAGAAUUGCUACAGAAAAUACACAAUUUGCUAUGCCUGAAACAUCUAUCGGCUUAUUCUGUGAUGUAGGCGCUAGUUUCUUUUUGUCUCGAUUAGAUGGUUAUUUAGGCACUUAUAUGGGACUAACAAGUAGGGUUGUAAAAGCAGAAGAUGCAUUGUUUGCUGGUAUUGCUACUCAUUUUGUUCCCUCUGAAAGACUUGAGGCUUUAGAAGCUCAACUUGCAAAAUUAGAUAACAAAUAUGAUCAUGAAGCCGUUCAUCGUACGAUAGAAGCAUUUGCAGUCAACAAGGAUCAUGUACCCGAGACUUAUACCUUACACGGUGAACAUCAGCAUAUCAUAAAUCAAUGUUUUAAAUACGAAACUGUAGAAGAAAUCAUCAGGGCUUUAAAAGAGAAUGGAUCUAAAUUUGCUAUAGACACAAUAGAUACCAUCUUGAAAAGGUCUCCUACAAGUGUCAAGGUAACAUUAGAACAUCUUUGUCGAGGAUCCAAACUAUCUUGGAUGAAUUGUCUUCGAAUGGAGUUACAGUUAUGGCAAACUGUACCUUUUGCUCAUGAUUUUGUCGAAGGUGUUACCUCUCAUGUUAUCCAUAAAAGAGCUCCAAAAUGGAAUCCUCCUCGACUAGAGGAUUUGGAUCUUGAAGAAGAUAUCAGAAUCAAAUUUUUCUAUGCUAACACGAAGCGACGUUUAUUUUUUAGCAAUCAAGAAGAUUAUGACUUACAUCCUUAUAGAAGAUUUGCAUUACCUUCUGAAAAAGAGAUAUUACAGACUAAAGAUUUACAAAAUUUAAAAACUGUUCAAGAAACAGUUGAAUGGUUUGAAAAGGAUAGAAAUGGAAAGUUUGGUGUUAAACAAAAAGUGGAAGAUGUUUUAAAUAGAGCAGUGAAUUAG